AGAAAUUGUAAAAUUUAAAUAGAUUUAGUGACUGGAUUAAUAAAGAGAUCUGUAAAUAGGAAAUUAUGCUGUAUAAGGAACCGUACAAAGUUGAAGGAUAUAAAGUUUCAUUCACGUUUAAUUAAAUAAGAGACGUGGCAAAAAUUUCUGAUUUUAUUGUUGAUAUUUUUAAUAGAAACAGAAAGAAAGGAAAUAGACAUGAAAGUUUAUGCGAGAAAAGGAAGAUUAAUUAGAAUAGUUUUAAUACUCUGUAUCAUUCCAUUGCUGUAUUUAUUAAUUAAUUACUCUGAAUCCAGAAAGAAUUUACAUAAAAUUUAUAACGGAAGAUUAGCAUCAAAAUUAAUUAAAGAAGAAGAUGUUCAUCUGUUGUCUGAAGGACUAGGAAAUUAUGAGCCGAAAAACGAUGAACAUUUUAAUGGACCUGGUGAGGGAGGUUUAGCAUUUAAUACAGAAGCAGUAAACAGUGAUGAUUCUGAAAUAGAAUAUGGAAUGAAUAUGUUUGCAUCUGAUCAGAUAUCUCUAAAUCGUACAAUAAAGGAUACACGCCCGAAAGAAUGUAAAAGAUGGAUGUAUCCACAAAAUUUACCGACAGUUUCUGUGAUAAUUGUGUUUCAUAAUGAAGGCUUUUCGGUAUUAAUGCGCACAGUUCACAGCGUCCUCAAUAGAAGUCCACCACAAUUUUUAAAAGAAAUUCUACUUGUUGACGAUUACAGCGAUAAGACAGAUCUCAAAGAGAAAUUAGACAAAUAUGUUGAACGAUUUGAUGGAAGAGUCCGGGUAAUAAGGAACGAAGAACGAGAAGGAUUGAUUAGAACACGUUCUAGAGGAGCACAAGAAGCAACAGCUGAAGUAAUAGUUUUUCUUGAUGCACAUUGUGAAGUAAAUAAGAAUUGGCUGGUUCCACUUUUGACACCAAUUGCAUUUGACGAGAAAACAAUGACAGUUCCAAUAAUUGAUGGAAUUGAUCAUAAAACAUUCGAGUACAGACCAGUUUAUGGAGAAGGUCAUAAUUUCCGGGGAAUUUUUGAAUGGGGCUUGUUGUACAAAGAAAAUGAAUUACCUAAACGUGAAGAGAAACGUCGUGCACACAGUAGUGAGCCUUAUUAUUCACCAACUCAUGCUGGUGGAUUAUUUGCUAUCAACAGGAAGUACUUUUUGGAAUUAGGCGCUUACGAUGCAGGACUUUUGGUUUGGGGUGGUGAAAACUUUGAGCUAAGUUUUAAGAUCUGGCAGUGCGGUGGAAAAAUAAUGUGGGUUCCUUGUUCUCGUGUUGGGCAUGUUUAUAGAGGCUUUAUGCCGUACAAUUUUGGCAAAUUGGCUGAAAAGAAGAAAGGCCCUCUAAUUACAAUAAAUUACAAGAGAGUCGUUGAAGUAUGGAUGGAUGAUCAGCACAAAGAAUACUUUUAUACUCGUGAACCAAGUGCGAGAUACUUAGAAAUGGGAGAUAUUAGUGAUCAACUUGCAUUGAAAGAGAGAUUGGGAUGUAAAAGCUUCUCUUGGUUUAUGGAAAAUGUAGCUUAUGAUGUUUAUGAUAAAUAUCCACAAUUGCCAGAAAAUAUUUUCUGGGGUGAGCUUAUCAAUUCUGCAAAUAUGAAAUGUUUUGAUGCUAUGGGACGUCAACCACCCAGUCUUGUUGGAUUACAGCACUGUCAUGGCUAUGGAAAUAAUCAAUUAGUCAGACUUAAUGCUGCUGGUCAAUUAGGAAUUGGUGAAAGAUGUGUAGAUGCUGACUCAACUGGCAUUAAACUCGUUUAUUGUCGAUUAGGAACUGUAGACGGUCCAUGGGUCUAUAAAACAGAAUCGAAAUCAAUAUUUCAUCGAACACAAAAUAAAUGCAUAGCUGUUCAUCCAGUCUCAUCCUCUCUAUCCUUAAUGCCUUGUGAUCCCAACAAUAGUUUUCAGCAAUGGAUGUUCAAAAUCGUUAAACCUCGCUAAAAAUCUUUAAUAUGCUGCAUCGUACACAACACAUCCAUACAAAAAAGAAGUCUGAAAUUAUUUUACUGAUUAAUAGAACAACAAAAAAUAUUUUGCAAUAAAGUAUUAAUAAAACUUUAAUUAAAAGGAAUAAAUAAAACAAAAGGUUUGAGGCGAUUUUUUUAACGAGCGGAUAUACAAAGGAAAUGCACAGUUAUUGUCGUCGAAGACUGAUUAAAUGGUAAUAUGUGCCAAAAAUUUCUGCACUAUUACUUAUUCUGCUGUUUCAAGAUACAUAAUUAAGCUAUUUGGCGCCAAAACUUUCAUAAAGCUGUCGAAUGCGCUCCGAACAAUAACGAUCUUAAAGCAUAUCACCUGUUGUUAAAGAAGAAUUCUAGUUAAUUUUUUAAUUCUCCAUACAGUCUCAAGCCAUUUGAUAUGUGACAUAUCAACACUAAUAAAAACUUCG
This is a messenger RNA of Chironomus riparius, 2383 nucleotides long. Lineage: Eukaryota; Metazoa; Arthropoda; Insecta; Diptera; Chironomidae. The record is from the annotation of a GenBank genome assembly.